Mollisia scopiformis is the source of this 1273-nucleotide messenger RNA. Its product is annotated as kinase-like protein. NCBI's taxonomy places the organism in Eukaryota, Fungi, Ascomycota, Leotiomycetes, Helotiales, Mollisiaceae. The coding region runs from base 1 to 1059 and encodes 352 amino acids. The transcript is spliced from 4 exons. The record is from RefSeq and is a predicted model, not a curated record.
AUGGCACUCAAUCAUGAGGAGAAAGACGAAAUCUCUACUAAUAUCUUACACGAUCUAUCUCAAACUGCCUAUGCUUGCUCUUCUUUAAUUCCAAUUUCUGGCGGCACUGCCAACUUUGUUUUCCGUGGUAUCCACCGUGAUGGAACCAUUAUCAUCAAACACUCAACGAAUUUCGCAUCUUGUAACCGUGACUUUCCUCUAGAUAUCUCACGUUGCAUUUUUGAAGAGUCGAUGCUCAAUUACCUUCAAGACCUUCCAAUCUCUUUGGUGAAGACACCGCGGUUGCUUCUCUUCGACCAGGUCGCAUACACCCAAGUUCAUGAAGACUUCUCCGACUCCAUAGAUCUAAAAGCAGUCAUAUUCUCUGGAAGUCUAUCUCACUCAGUCGCAAAGUUCAUCGGAUACAAUCUAGGCACUUGGACACGGUCAUUCCAUACCUGGGCAUCAACCCGAACACUAUACGCCGAACAGAAUGAGCCAAUGAGAAAGCUGAAAUAUCUUAUAACAUAUGGCAGUUUUAUCGAAGUACUUGAGAGGUUUCCCGAAGUUCUGGGAACUCAUAAAGCAACGUUAGAAGAGAUCGAAGCUAGAUCGACCAAAGAACUCCAGACAUUGGCAGAUGAUGGUCUUCAAGAUUGGGGCGUCAUCCAUGGGGACUUCUGGUCUGGAAACGUUCUUGUAUCACAGUCCCACAAAAACAACGAACCAGGGCUUUUCAUCGUUGAUUGGGAACUUGCGCAUUUCGGUCACCGAUCGUACGAUCUUGGCCAGAUGAUAGGGGACCUGUAUGAGCGAAAGUACUUUAGAGAUGCCGAACCAGCGAUGUGGAUUAUUCAAGCGCUCAUUGACGGAUAUGGUCCUAUAGAUGAUGACAUGGCAUUUCGAAUCGCGAUACAUACAGGCGUACAUUUGAUCUGUUGGUGUAUUCGUGGUCCCGCAAAAGAUACUCCAGAGCGAAUGUCAGGGAUAAUUAGAAUCGGGAUGAACUUUAUGCUGAAGGCAUGGGAGAAGGACAAGGAGUGGUUUCAAGAUACAAUAUUGGCAUCGCUCUUUAAUUGAAAAGGGAAUAAAUUGCUGUCUGUACUGGGCAUUGAUUUAGUCAAAGAGUUUGAAGCCGCUUUGAGGUCAGGGGCUCGCUAAAUUUAGCGGCUUCGGCUAGCUUUAGGGGGUGAUCACCUGAGAAGUACCAAGACUAUUGAUAUCACUGUUGAGACAUUAGAAACACAUUGUUUGAAUAAUUAAUUUGUCGUGUGAAGAGUUUCAAAUUGAAUGG